Messenger RNA from Nerophis lumbriciformis (worm pipefish), 5562 nucleotides. RefSeq names its product RAB3A, member RAS oncogene family, b (gene rab3ab). The record is from RefSeq and is a predicted model, not a curated record. Gene Ontology annotation, molecular function: GTPase activity; GTP binding. Lineage: Eukaryota; Metazoa; Chordata; Actinopteri; Syngnathiformes; Syngnathidae.
CUUGAUAAUAGUGGUGUCUGCGGAUGCAGGACGCGGUGGACAGCAGCCGGAUAGAAAUCUACAAAGAUGGCCUCAGCAACAGCAACCUAUGGACAGAAGGAGUCCUCAGACCAGAACUUUGACUAUAUGUUUAAGAUCCUCAUCAUUGGCAACAGCAGCGUGGGUAAGACGUCCUUCUUGUUCCGUUACGCCGACGACUCCUACACACCAGCCUUCGUCAGCACGGUGGGCAUCGACUUCAAGGUGAAGACCAUCUACAGGAACGAUAAAAGGAUCAAACUACAGAUCUGGGACACGGCGGGUCAGGAGCGUUAUCGCACCAUCACUACAGCGUACUACAGAGGAGCCAUGGGCUUUAUCCUCAUGUAUGACAUCACCAACGAGGACUCCUUCAACGCCGUCCAGGACUGGUCCACACAAAUUAAGACAUACUCGUGGGACAAUGCCCAGGUGCUGCUCGUAGGAAAUAAAUGUGACAUGGAAGACGAGCGCACGGUGAGUGGAGACAGAGGACGGCAGCUUUCUGAACACCUCGGUUUCGAGUUCUUCGAGGCCAGCGCCAAAGACAACAUCAACGUGAAGCAGACCUUUGAGCGCCUGGUCGACGUUAUAUGCGAAAAGAUGUCCGAGAGCCUGGAUGCUGGCGAUCCCGCCGUCACAGGGGCCAAGCAGGGGCCUCAGCUGACAGAGCAGCCUGCUCCGCCUCACCAGGACUGUGCAUGUUAAAGAUCCCAGCUCUCCUCCUUCACCCUUCCAAGUGGGUACAUUCUCCAUCGCCUUUUCCUUCUUUCUUCCAAAGAACCAGCCUGUGGAAAAGUCUGAAAUUUGCCGAGACCAGCUCUUCAGGUGCGCUUGUUCUCCUUAUUUCAGACUCUUUGCAACCUCUGGGUCUUCAGGGUUCCCAUCUCAUCUUUUAUUGUUUCCAUGGGUGUAUUUAUAAGUAGGAUUUGACAGCCAUUUCAAUCCACCUGAUGUUUACAGUACCUUGUUUUUUUUUAUCUGGUUUGAAUCAUGCGAACAAGACGUCAACAGUGGAGUUACUGAGUAGUUUGGUAUCGAUCCGAUACCAAGUAGACACAGGGCCAGUAUUGCCAAUACUGAUACCGUUACUUUCUGCUGAAAUUGUUCAAGAUCAUUGAAUGAUUUUUUUCUUUAUUUUUGCCUUUAUUUUUUUUUAAAUCAGAAUAAAACACCAAAAAUCUUAUCAACAAACUUAUUUGUGAACAAUGAAAAAAUAGAAAUCCAAGUAUAUAAGAAAAUAAUCAACAAAAUAGUACAAAUAUUCCCUCUUGCAUGCCAUUGUUUGAGCAAAAUGACACAACAAAAGCAAAACCUGCAUUUAGCUCUCAUUUAGAUUUCUUGAAUUAUACAACAAUAUCAAAAAUUUAACAAACACAACAACAAAACAAAUAUAUUUUCGUAAAAUAAGCGUAGAAGAGAAGUGAAAAUAUUCACUGUCAUCAGUACACUGCAAAAAGUCAGUGUUCAAAAACAAGAAAAAGAAAUACAAAAAUUAGGGGUAUUUUAUUUGAACUAAGCAAAAUGAUCUGCCAAUAAAACAAGAAAAUUUGGCUUGUCAAGACUUUCCAAAACAAGUCAAAUUAGCUAACCUCAAUAAACCCAAAAAUAAGUAUAUUCUCACUAAUAACAACUGUACUACUAUAUGAGUACGUAUUUUCUAUUGUUUCAUUGAAAAUAAAACAGCAAAGUCCAUUUGGCUGUCAUCUGUUUUAAUUAUGAGACACAAUUGUGUCAGUCAUGAUAUUUUUUUUCAUGCUUGAAAUAAGAAAUUAUUACUUUAAAAAAGCAGUUUUAUACUUGUGAGUGUUGAUGACACAGCUUUGCAACAGUUGAUAUUCUAGUUCCAAGCAUGUUUUACUCAAUAUAGGUCAUCAAAUCUCAGCAACAAGCUGUAAUAUCUUACUGAGAUCAUUUAGGACCAAAACACUUAAAACAAGUAAAACACUCUAACAUAAAAUCUGCUUAGUGAGAAGAAUUAUCUUAUCAGACAGAAAAUAAGCAAAUAUCACCCUUAUUUGAAAUAUUUCAUCUUACUUAGAUUUCAGUUUUUGCAGUGUAGGGGUGUCCCGGAACAAUUUUUUCACUUCCGAUACAAUAUCGAUAUUGGGGCCUUUCGGUAUUGGCUGAUACCGAUAUUAAUCCAAUGCGAUAUCAGCACAAAUAAUACACUCUUGUAUCGUUUUGUAGUGUUGAAUGUUGGAAAAGGCUUGGUUUAGUGAAAUGACUCACGGAUACAACAAUAUUACUCAUGAAAAAAAUCAUGUUAAGCUCAGUAAAUUAAAAGAUGCGGACAAGGCUGUUACUGGAUUCUUUUUAACACGCUUCUGCUCUAAAGACUUCGUAUCUGUAAGUAAUAUGCAACACUUAAUUAUUUGAUCCUUGUUUAUAUUGUUUUAGACUGCAGUGUUGUUCAUUUAAGGACACGUAUUACGUCUGUCUACCUUGUGUGCUAUUGUGUACUUAGCUGUUGUGUAGCUCCUAGAAGCCUAUAUCCUACCAUGUUCACUUUUUGUAAAUAACUUUAAAGUAAACGCUCUGCAGGACUGCUUGUAUUAGAGCGAUUACCGUAUUUUUCGGAGUAUAAGUCGCACCGGUGUAUAAGUCGCACCUGCCAAAAAUGCAUAAUAAAGAAAGAAAAAAUAUAUAUAAGUCGCACUGGAGUAUAAGUCGCAUUUUUGGGGGAAAUAUAUUUGAUAAAACCCAACACCAAGAAUAGACAUUUGAAAGGCAAUUUAAAAUAAAUAAAGAAUAGUGAACAACAGGCUGAAUAAGUGUACGUUAUAUGAGGCAUAAAUAACCAACUGAGAACGUGCCUGGUAUGUUAACGUAACAUAUUAUGGUAAGAGUCAUUCAAAUAACUAUAACAUAUAGAACAUGCUAUACGUUUACCAAACAAUCUGUCACUCCUAAUCGCUAAAUCCCAUGAAAUCUUAUACGUCUAGUCUCUUACGUGAAUGAGCUAAAUAAUAAUAUUUGAUAUUUUACGGUAACGUGUUAAUAAUUUCACACAUAAGUCGCUCCUGAGUAUAAGUCGCACCCCGGCCAAACUAUGAAAAAAACUGCGACUUAUAGUCCGAAAAAUACGGUAUAUGGGACCUUUUUGAUGCAAAAUAGCAUGAUCCGAUUCUUGUGUUUUUGCUGAUAUCAGACGUUGGAUCGGGACACCCCUUGGUACUGAUACUGUGUAUAUUUGAAUCGAUAGAUGGCAAGAAUGAACCAUCCAGCAUAACCCAUUAUGAUAUUAUCAGGUCUAAAUACACAUCUCACAUUGAUACUGAAGUUUCAAUAUUAUUUAGCCUUUUUUAGUCUUAAUUUUGUUUCAUAAUUAUCGCUUUUAGCUGUUUGCUGCAUUGAAACCGUUCGGACAAGAUAAAACAGAUGCAAAAAUACCAUUUCAGUUGUAUGUAUAAAUACUGUGCGAUACAUGAUCUAUACAGGUAUGCAUUUCUGGAAAUAAACUUUGAAGAGGUGUUAUAGAUGUGUUAUAUAUUUAAGAGGUCUUUGUUGUGCGGUUUGUUCGGGUGGUUUGUGUGCAAAUGUUUGGCGACUCCUCACCUCGUGUCCUUGUCGGUUUUGCUGAGAUGUUGAGAAAUGACAGAUUCCAUGUUAUGAAAAAAAAAUCUUUCAGUCAGUAAGAAAUCCAUAGAAGCCCUGCUGCUAUUAAAUAUGCUUUUUGACAAUUUCAUACAUUUGAUGACAUACUGGAGUAUUGUUUUUCUUUUUUGCUAAAAUAAAUAAUCACCAAAACUAUUAAGAAAUGAAGAAAUAUAUUCAUCAGAUAUUGGACUGUGUGUGUAAAUGUCAUAUUAUUCAGACUUGACUGACCAUCAUCGAGUCACUUUAUAAUGUUCUUUUUUCUUGUCAUUUUCAAUGUUUUAUAUUGUAAAUUUCUGCUUUAUUUAUGUACUCAUUUUCUCUUUUAGGGCCACAAGGGCAAUUUGUAUUAUAGGGGCACCACAAGGAUUCAUAUUUUAUUGUGCUUAUUUACAAAUCAGGUCAGGGUCUACAGUAUGUGUUGGCUGGGCGCCCUCUACAGGUGGCACCACUCCAUGAAUUUGAAUAAUAGACAUUCCUUAUAACCAGGGGCACCGCUAGGGAUUUUGGGCCCCAUGAAAAGAAUCUUUACAGGGCCCCCAACACAGUGUCAUUAUUUUUUCUGUAUUAUAAUUUCAUCAUCAUUAGGGGCCUCUCUGGGCCCCCCUCCAUCAUGGGCCCCUAGAAUCCGUCUCCUUUACCCCCCCCCCCCCCCCCCCUUUUCGGCGCCCCUGCUUAUAACAUUUGAAUAAUUUAGUUGUUAAUAUUGUAUAAUUGUGGAAUCAUAGUUCAAAAGUCUCAAACAUAUAGUGCAACAAUGUUAAAUAACGUGAAUGAGCGAUCAAUGAGUCGAUAUGAGUUAGUGUAGCCUUGAUGUGUUAAUGGUGGACGAUGCUGAUUGAAUGCCACCAUGAAUUGAUUAACGUGGACCCAGACUUAAACAAGUUGAAAAACUUAUUCGGGUGUUACCAUUUAGUGGUCAAUUGUACGGAAUAUGUACUGUACUGUGCAAUCUACUAAUAAAAGUCUCAAACAAUCAAUCAAUCAAACCAAAGCGUCACAGGGAAAAAAGAGAAGAAGAAGAAAAAUGGGCCAAAUAUGAAGCCAUGGCUCAAUAGUUGUGUCCUAAUUCAGGGUCUGCAUCCUUCGAAGGGCGAAUUUGAAGGCCGCUUACGUCUCAAGGCUGCGCGAAGGCUGUCCCAAUUCAUUCAAAUUCGAAGUCUCCUCCAAAUGCAGCCGACGAACGCGCCCUCCUUUUUCCCUGUAUUCGGAGGAUGCACCGCGACUAUCCUUCGUGGCCUCCCAUAUCCCAAGAUGCUUUGCGUGCUUUUGCAGGCUAGACUGUCCCAUUUAACAACGGGUGACGCAUCCUUCGAAGGCUGCGUAGGCCGGGUCCUCCGAAAGAUUCAGACCCUGAUAUGGGACACAGCUUAUGUCAUCCCUUGUAGUGAUUCCACUAUAUACAUAUUGAUUGACGGUUUUGUAAAAGUCACUUUUUUGAUUAUAUUAAAUUGAUUUAAACUAAAUAACUUUGUUGCAGCAACUUAAAAUAAUAAAGAAAAUCAACUCAAUAUGUUUUGGUAUUCUAAUUUAAACUUUUGCUUUGCUGUAAGGCAAUGUAACAGUCCCCGAUCUUCUAAAACAUAACAUCAUUUGGGUUUGUUAAUCCCGGACCAGCCUUCAAUUAUGUAAAAGAGACGUGUAACAUAAAAGACAAACACUUGUUCUUCAGUGAACCGUUUAUUUCGCACAUAUAGAAUAUUACACUCGAUGUUUUCACUAAUAUAGCGAGUCGUGGGGAAGCAGCAGUGGACACGGCGAUCAGCUGGAGUGAGAGCGAGAGAGUGAGCUUCUAGCUUCACCACUCGGCUUUAUCUCCUGGGCUACGCUCAGUUGUCCAAUCAGGGCCUAUCAACCAGGGGUGCCCAAACUUUUUAAAUCGGGGGCCACAUUGGAUUAAAAGAAUUUGGCAUAUAAUAUAUGUGUGUAUAUAUAUAUAUAUAUAUA